Molecule: messenger RNA, 1456 nt
Organism: Pseudonaja textilis
Lineage: Eukaryota; Metazoa; Chordata; Lepidosauria; Squamata; Elapidae
Gene: FOXA2
Product: forkhead box A2
Biological process (GO): anatomical structure morphogenesis; cell differentiation; regulation of transcription by RNA polymerase II
Molecular function (GO): DNA-binding transcription factor activity, RNA polymerase II-specific; protein domain specific binding; transcription factor binding
Source: RefSeq, a predicted model, not a curated record
CUCUCGCUCUCUCUCCCUCUGCCCUCUCCCUCUCCGCCGUCGCUUAUUGUGGCUGUUAAAUUUUAAACUGCUAUGCACUCCGCUUCCAGUAUGCUGGGAGUCGUGAAAAUGGAAGGACACGAGCACACGGAGUGGAGCAACUACUACGGCGAGCCAGAGGGCUACUCCUCCAUGAACGCCGGCUUGGGCAUGAACAGCUACAUGGCCAUGCCCGCCAUGGGCAGCGCCGGCAACCUCUCGACUGUGGCGUCCGGCGGCUCCAUGGGCAUGUCUUACGCGGCUGGCCCGGCGGGCAUGAACCUGUCUCCCGGCGCGGGGGCCAUGGCCGGCAUGGCGGCCCACCUGAGCCCCAGCUUGAGCCCCUUGGGCGCCCAGGCGGGCUCCAUGGGGGCCGCGCUGGGCGCCUACUCGGCCCUGAGCCCGGUGGGGGCUGGCGGCGGCGGGGGCGGCGGCGGCGGGGGCUACGGGCCAGCGGUGGGCCUCGGCCGCGCCCGCGACGCCAAGAGCUACCGCCGGAGCUACACGCACGCCAAGCCUCCCUACUCGUACAUCUCUCUCAUCACCAUGGCCAUCCAGCAGUCCCCCAACAAGAUGCUGACGCUGAGCGAGAUCUACCAGUGGAUCAUGGACCUCUUUCCCUUCUACCGGCAGAACCAGCAGCGCUGGCAGAACUCCAUCCGCCACUCGCUCUCCUUCAACGACUGCUUCCUCAAGGUGCCCCGCUCGCCAGACAAGCCGGGCAAGGGCUCCUUCUGGACCCUGCACCCCGAUUCGGGCAACAUGUUCGAGAACGGCUGCUACCUGCGCCGCCAGAAGCGCUUCAAGUGCGAGAAGCCGCCGGGCGCCAAGCAGCAGCAGCAGCAGCAGCAGCAACCGGGGGCCUCGCCGGCCUCGGGCCCCGGCAAGAAGGCGCUCCCGCAGGCGGAGCGCGAGGGGCCCAACGGAGGCUCGGAAUCGCCGCGCUCCAACGCCUCGCCUUGCCGGGAGCACAAGCGCUCGCUGGCCGAGCUCAAGGGCCAGCCGGAGCCCGCCCCGUCGCCGGCCCAGCAGCAGCAGCAGCACCUGCUGGCUCAGCAUCACGCCCACCCGGGGCUCUCCCACGAGGCCCACCUCAAGGCCGAGCACCACUACGCCUUCAACCACCCCUUCUCCAUCACCAACCUGAUGUCCUCCAGCGAGCAGCAGCAGCACCAGCAGCAGCACCAGCAGCACGCCCACCAUCCCCACCCCCACCACCAGCACUCCCACCACCCUCAUCCUCCCCACCCCAAAAUGGACCUGAAGGCCUACGAGCAAGUGAUGCACUACGCCGGUUACGGCUCGCCGGUGCCCGGCAGUUUGGCCAUGGGCUCAGUCACGAACAAAAGCGGGCUCGAGGCCUCGCCCUUGGCCGGAGACGCCUCCUAUUAUCAAGGGAUGUACUCUAGGCCCAUCAUGAACUCGUCCUAAAGAAACC